This is a messenger RNA of Ictalurus furcatus (blue catfish), 3557 nucleotides long. RefSeq names its product angiogenic factor with G patch and FHA domains 1 (gene aggf1). NCBI's taxonomy places the organism in Eukaryota, Metazoa, Chordata, Actinopteri, Siluriformes, Ictaluridae. Gene Ontology annotation, molecular function: protein binding; nucleic acid binding. The record is from RefSeq and is a predicted model, not a curated record. The coding region runs from base 693 to 3314 and encodes 873 amino acids. Gene Ontology annotation, biological process: vasculogenesis. The transcript has 14 exons.
AUGGCGGCAUUUAUCGACAUGGAAUCUAAAUGCAUCAAGUUUCCUCAUAGUAGUUCACUUUAUUACUAACCAGAAUUAUAUUUGAGUGAGAUUCGUAGGCAAAUAAGACGUUUAUUAUCGGUUUACAAAUCAAGCGGAAAGAUGAGACGACUGUAAAUUUGGGUGAAAACUGGCUAGAAGGGUGUGUUUUUACGAGCCGUGGGGCCUUAUGUCAAAUUGGUCAUGUAGUACACUACAUACUGCGUAGACGCUAUUGAGACAGAUAGCACUACUGGACAGGUAACGUUGAGCCACUGCACUGUGAGUAAAUUCCCGGGGUAGAUAUAAUAUUAGAUCAGAUAUUAUAAUCAAGCUAUUUUGACCCGAGAGAAACAAGGUGAGAUAAGCGUGUUUGUAAUUAUGAAACAAAAAGGUGACUCCAUCUCUUGUACACACUCACCUGCUAGAAGGAAGAGCCCCAAGAUGGGAAGAACGUUUUGUGUUUAUUUCCAUAAAGUAUUUAUAUUACUAAUGUUUAAAGCAAGCAAUUAGUCGCUUAGCAAACUAAUGCUACUCAUAAUAUAAUAACAAUAAUAAAAAAGGACAUGGCCAAGGUGAACGGGAGAGCUGUUGCUAAGUAAUGAAAAAAAGAGGAGUAUUGAGCAGCCGAAACUGACUCCUCUACUCACUGCUAGUUUCAGAGAGUCUGGAGCAUGGAGACGGAAACGGAUAUCGCGCCGCAAACGGAUGGAAAAUCUGUUUCUCUGGGGGAUAAGUGCAAGUCCGAACCAGCCGUGUUCCAGGAAGACGAGAUUCUGGUCGCACAGAUGAAGGAAACGUCCAGGUUUAAGGGGACAAGCCUGAAAAUGGAUGCUGGAUUGAAAGCUGAGCCAGCUGUUUUGCAGGAAAGAGGGUCCGAGGUUGCGGGUCCGAAGACGGAGGGCUGCGGGUCAGAGGUAUCGGGUCUGCAGAUGGAAAUGAGGAGCCUGCAGCAGGAGCUGGGGAAGUGUCAGAUUGAACUGAAGAGAGUACAGAAGCAGCUGGACCAAAGUCUAAGGCUUCAGAGGAGCACAGAAAGCUUCAACCAUGAUCUAAGACAGCAGGUUGAGGAGCUGAGCGCUGAGCUUCAUGAGCGGAAGAAAAAAGAGAAGAGCCGGGUGGAAGUGGAGACUCAGACUGAGGACUACACCCAGGUUGAGACAGAUUACAGUUAUUACUACAGUGGAUACUAUCAGGCUGCUGAAGAAUAUGCACUUAACACUGCUACUGAAAUUCCAGAGACCGCUGAAAUGUAUCCCGCUACAACAGAGACAGCACCAGCCAGUUUACAGCAGUCAGAUGAAAUGACCAACACGGUCGACACAGAGGUGGUUGUCAGCAGCAGCUCAUCCAUAGCAGCAAUGUUGAGAGCCACAGCAGAAGAGGCAGUCUCUCAGACGGGCUUUGUUUUUGAUGAGAGCUCAGGAAUGUACUAUGACCAUUCCACUGGCUUCUACUAUGACUCGAGCAGUCAGCUGUAUUAUGAUGCCAACACUGGCAUCUACUACUGCUAUGACCACACCAGUGGAAAGUAUCAGUUCCACUCUCGAAUUGAGCUGUCUACAGUUCAACCAGGCCAAACUGCCAAUGACAAGGAGAGUGUCAACAAAAGGAAGAGCAAGAGGACCUUGGAGAGACCAGAACAUCCAGAGGCCCAGAACCACGGUGGGGUGAAGGAGAGGCCCAAAUCUGUAAAAGAUCAGGAGCCGCAGAGCAUGGGGAAGAGGGGUGAGACCAUCACACAGAGAAAAGGACAACACUCUCUGAGCCAGACGCGCCUGUCUCGAUCACGGAGCCGGACUCGCCUUUCGCGUUCCCGGAGCCGGACGCGCCUUUCGCGUUCCCGGAGCCGGACGCGCCUGUCUCGAUCCCGGAGCCGGACGCGCCUGUCUCGAUCCCGGAGCCGGACGCGCGUGUCUCGAUCCCGGAGCCGGACGCGCCUGUCUCGUUCACGGAGCCGGACGCGCCUGUCUCGUUCACGGAGCAGGACGCGCCUGUCUCGAUCACGGAGCAGGACGCGCCUGUCUCGAUCACGGAGCAGGACGCGCCUGUCUCGAUCACGGAGCAGGACUCGAUCACUGAGCAGGACGCGCCGGUCUCGCUCACAUAGCAAGUUGCAAAGACUUAACAGGACACGUUCCGAAGACAGUAAGAAGAAGAAAAAGAAGAGGAAGAAGAAGAAGAGAGAGUCACAUUCGCACAGGGAUUGGAGCUCACACUCUGCUAAUAUGGGCAGUGAAAGUGAACCAGAAGAAGGAGAGAUCUUGCAGUCCAGGACAAAGAAGUAUCCUUCACCAUCAUCCUCGUCAGCAUCUCUGUCUCCCAAUCCGGUUACCUCUCCAGUUUCAUACAGCCCAGAGAGAGACACGCAACCAAUGGAAGAAGGAUGGCCCCCAUGCGUGAGAGUGAUUGUGGUUCGCUCUCCUGUCCUGCAGCCCGGCACUCUUUUUAUCCUCACAGCUGACAGCAUCGCCACUAUCGGCCGGGAGAAGGAUAUGGACCAUGCCAUCAGGAUUCCAGAGAUGGGAGUCAGUAAGUGCCACGUAGAGGUGUAUUUUGAUCAGGAUCAGCAGUGUUACAUGUUGGUAGACCGGGGCAGUCAGAACGGCACGGUGCUCAAUGGCAACAGAAUUCUACAGCCUAAAGUGCGCAGUGACCCUUGCCCUUUAACGCAUGGCGAUGAAGUGAAACUGGGCGAGACGGUUUUAUCCUUCCACAUUCACAUGGGUUCGGACACGUGCGACGCUUGCGAGCCUGGACAGGUUCGAGCUCACCUGAGCUACCGCCGCCCAGAAGAAAACAUGGGUGUUGUACUGAGUAAGGAGGACAAAGAGGUGCAGAGACAGAGACAGCUCAGACAGAUCAAACUUAAAUAUGGCCUUAAAAACAGUGCCUACGAAGGUGGCUGUGUGUCGAGCAAUAAGUAUAAGGACAGAGCAGAGAACCGGAGGCAGACCGUGGGAAGUGAGGGAACCUUCUACAGAGACGAUGCCCCUGCAUCUGUGCACGUCGAGAUCAGUGACCGGAACAAGGGUCGUCAGAUGUUGGAGCGAAUGGGAUGGAAGAGCGGAGAGGGACUAGGCAGAGAUGGAGGAGGCAUUACCGAGCCUGUGGAGGUGCAGGUUCGGGUGCCUCAGUCCGGUCUGGGCUGUGGAGCGAUUUUUCCUGUGGAUGAGGUUCCUGCUGGCCGGAGUAGAAGACAGCAGAACUGGGAGCACGCAAGGGAGCGCUUCCAACACGCGGACCUCGGUCAUGACGAACCCGACUCGGGAGACGUCCUCCCGAGCGACCCGUGAACCUGGCUUCGCAGUGCGACGAUUACUCGCUUUGAGGACACGGCGCCAGAAGUAAACUUGACUCAAGGGACGGAGUAAAUGAGACUUUACACAUUUCGUAGUGAACGUGGUCGAAUGAAAUACACAAUAAAUUGUACAUUAAAAGAAUUCUGCAGUGUUUAUAUCCACGGCUUGUGUAGUUUUGUUAAUAAAUCUGCAGAACCACUUUCUGCUCUGUAUUUUACAAAGAGGCAGAAUGUGGGU